AUGGAGCUCAACCUCUGGCCCCGUGUCUCCUUGCCGGAGACUUCCCCGACACUGCGUUGGACGGGGAAGGUUGGUGAUGCGUCGCGUUUUCGGGUCUGGGGAUCCCGAGCUUUUGUUCGCGACACGUCCGCGGACAAGCUCUCCCGUCGCGCUGUUCCCUGUGUCUUCCUUGGCUUUGUCCCGGACGCGCCUGGUUGGCAGUUUUACCACGUCACCUCGCGCCGGGUUCUGCCUUCUCAGGACGUCACUUUUGACGAGUCCGUCCCCUACUACCGCCUCUUCCCCUACCGCACUGCCCCGCUCCCUCCCCCGCCUCUCUUCCUCGCGCCAGGUGCUGCUGUGGUAGACCCCCUCCCCCCUCAGGGUGCCGCUCCCUCAGGUGUGUCCCAGGUAGACCCGGUUGAGCCUGUCGAGGUAGCUGUCGAGUCUGCUAGGGGUGCUGAGCCUGAGCGCGUGGAGCCUGGGGGUGCUGAGCCUAGGGGUGCGGAGCCUGGGGGUGCUGAGCCUGGGGGUACUGAGCCUGGGGGUGCGGAGCCUGGGGGUGCUGAGCCUGGAGGUGCGGAGCCUGGGGGUGCUGAGCCUGGAGGUGCUGAGUCUGGGGGUGCUGAGUCUAGCGGUACUGAGCCUGGGAGUGCUACACCUGGAGGAGCCCUCUCCUCACAGCAGCUGCAGGAGAGGUACCUCCAGUACUGCAGCCUCAGGAGAGGUGCUGCUGGAGCUGGUACCAGUGCUUCCCCUCCUACCCGGGAGCUCCCCUCCCUUCAGCAGAUCCGGGAGUGGCACACGCGACGCUGCAGUCUUCGGAGUGGCGCUCCUGGUGUUGCGGACCCUGGUACUGCAGGUGCUGCUGGUGCUGAGGACCCGGGCGGUGGAGCUGCUGCUGGUGCUGAGGACCCGGGCGUUGGAGCUGCUGCUGGUGCUGAGGACCCGGGCGGUGGAGCUGCUGCUGGUGCUGAGGACCCGAGCGUUGGAGCUACUUCUGGUGCUGAGGACCUGCUGCUGGUGCUGAGGACCCGGGCGUUGGAGCUGCUGCUGGUGCUGCGGACCCUGGAGUUGGAGCUGCUGUUGGUGCUGAGGACCCGGGCGGUGGAGCUGCUGCUGGUGCUGAGGACCUGGGCGUUGGAGCUGCUGCUGGUACUGAGGACCCUGACGCUGGUGUCUCUACUGGUUCUGGAGACGCUGCGCGGCCGCGACCGAGGUCUUACGGAGCGUCGUGAGCCUGAGUCUCGUCCUGCGUCGCCUGUUCGUACUGCUCGCACUGGUCGUCGUGUCCCACGUGAGCGUCCUCCUCCUGUCCCUGGCACUCACUACAUGACUCUGCGUCCCUCCACUGCUCCUCAGCGUGUCCUUCUGCCGUCUCCUCCUGCGUCCUCUCUACCUACUCUUCCUGACCCGGAGUCUGACUCCCGUCGUGCUGCCAGUCCCACUGUCACGCGUCUCCUAGCUACUGUUGUCACUGACCCUACCUUUGAGUCUUCUGCUGCGUCUGCUCUGGUCGCUGAGUUGGUUGACUUUGCUGCUCGACAGGAGGAGUUCCAGUGCUUUGCUGCUGCUUUGCCCCAUCUCGUGUCCAUGCUAGUUGCCCCUGAGGGAGACCCGGAUGCACCAGACAUCCCGACCCCGCGCUCUUACGCAGAGGCGAUGGCGGGUCCCUACUCCUCUCAGUGGCAGACAGCCAUGGACGCAGAGAUGGCUUCCUGGAAGUCCACAGGCACCUACGUCGACGAGGUUCCCCCACCUGGGGCGAACAUCGUCACUGGCAUGUGGAUUUUCAGGGUGAAGCGGCCGCCGGGUUCUCCUCCUGUCUUCAAGGCGCGCUACGUUGCUCGAGGCUUCAAUCAGCGAGAGGGAGUAGACUUCUUCCAGACCUUCUCCCCCACCCCGAAGAUGACCACUCUUCGGGUGCUGCUGCACAUAGCCGCUCAGCGCGACUACGAGCUUCACUCACUCGACUUCAGCACUGCUUUCUUGCAGGGCAGCCUGCACGAGGAGACCUGGCUGCGCCGCCCUCCUGGCUUCACUAGGUCGUUUCCUCCUGGUACCCAGUGGAGCCUCCGGCGGCCAGUCUACGGUCUCCGCCAGGCACCGCGUGAGUGGCACGACACACUGAGGACUACACUUGCGGCUCUUGGGUUCUGCUGUUGGCCGUGCUCUUGGGUUACCUCGCUGCCGCCGUUCUACAUCCUCGUGUACAUCGACGACUUGGUCUUUGCCACUGCUGACACCACGGCACUCGCCCACGUGAAGUCGGAGCUGCAGAAGAGACACACGUGCACAGACCUGGGUGAACUGACAAGCUAUCUUGGCUUGCGGAUCACCCGGGACAGAGCACGGCGCACCAUCACCUUGACUCAGUCACACAUGGUGCAGCAGGUCCUUCAGCGCUUCCGCUUCACGUACUCCUCGCCUCAGUCCACUCCUCUGCCUACCGGUCACUCGCUCUCAGCUCUGCCUUUGGAUGAGUCCGUAGAGCCGAGUGGCCCGUAUCCAGAGCUUGUGGGCUGCCUCAUGUACCUGAUGACCUGCACUCAACCUGACCUUGCAUACCCUCUUAGCAUCCUUGCACGCUAUGUCGCUCCUGGCCGUCACAGGAAGGAGCACAUGGUGUCAGAAUGA
Messenger RNA from Closterium sp. Yama58-4, 2616 nucleotides. The record is from the annotation of a GenBank genome assembly. NCBI's taxonomy places the organism in Eukaryota, Viridiplantae, Streptophyta, Zygnematophyceae, Desmidiales, Closteriaceae.